AGGAGAAACAUCUGAGACCAAACCCCCUACCUCCUCAACCCCAGAGUCCCGCCGGACCGACGGACAGAACAGACUGACAAGCCGACAGUGAGAGCAAAGACGCAGAGUUUGGAGAGAGUGGGGGCAUGGAGAUUCGUCCAUGCACGCUGCAGAGAGCAGAGAUCUGUUGAGCCCCCCUGUGUGGAUGUGAAUGAAUGGGUCCGUCUCGGUGUGUGUGUGUGGUGCUUAACUGGGUCAUGCGGACCACUGGAGGAGCGAAAGAUAAACACGCACCCUCCUCCCGCUGCUUGGCAGGUUGAGAUGGUGGGCGCUCAGAGGAGGGAUCCCAGCCUGUGUCCUCAGCUCAGCAUCCAGCAUCAGAUGAUGCUCUUGAUUUAAUCCGCCUCCGAAGAAAGUCACAAACUGAAGAGCAUCUCCAGAAACAGGACGGGAAUCGUCUCGGGGCGGGCACAAGGCAAAGCGCAACGACGGAACCUCAUCCGAGCUUUGUCACUCUGUGAAACUGCAAGGUUUUUGGUGUGUUUAAUGGAACUGUACGGUUUUCUUAGCACCUAGGCCUAUAACUGAUCGAUAACUUCCAUCAAACGAGGAGAUCCAUCCAUCGGUUCCCCCCGCAGACUCCAGCGGAUCAGAGCGCAUCAGCUCUGCUCGCCGAGCGGAUGCAGGACCAUGGAGGAGAGAGACAGGUCGCCAGCAGUCUGCCACACAGCGUCAAGGCGAGCCUGUCUCUUUCUCCAUCUGGGCCCGGACGGGUGGGCAGCGGUGGGGGCUCCCCUACAUCCAAGAUGGGCUACUGCGGAGGGGUGCCUGUGGAGGACAUGCAGGCGCUGGCCAUCACCUCUCUGUCUGCAGCAGAUGUAGCCAAACAAUAUGAGCACAUACGUGAGCUUGGGAAGGGCACGUAUGGCAAGGUGGACCUGGUGGCACAUCGUACACAGGGCACCAAAAUGGCACUGAAGUUUGUUACCAAGAACAAGACGAAGCUCAAGAGUUUCCUGCGGGAAUACAGUCUAACUGGCUCACUUAGCUGCAGCCCUUUCAUUAUCAAAGUCCUGGACGUGCUUUUUGAGACAGAAGACAGCUAUGUGUUUGGACAAGAAUAUGCCCCCGCCGGGGACCUUUUCGACAUCAUCCCCCCACAGGUGGGUCUGCCAGAGGAAAUGGUCAAACGCUGCAUGCAACAACUGGGCCUAGCCCUGGACUUUAUGCAUAGUAAAAACCUAGUGCAUCGGGAUGUGAAACCUGAGAAUGUGCUCCUAUUUGACCGUGAGUGCCGUCGCAUCAAGCUGGCCGACUUUGGUAUGACCCGACGCGUGGGCUGCCGUGUGAAACGGGUGAGUGGCACCAUCCCCUAUACGGCACCAGAGGUUUGCCGUGCUAGCCGUGCUGAGGGUUUUCUCGUGUCCACCAGUCUGGAUGUGUGGGCAUUCGGUGUGCUGGUCUUCUGUAUGCUGACAGGCAAUUUCCCCUGGGAGGCAGCGCUGCCAGCCGAUGCUUUCUACGAGGAGUUUCGGCGCUGGCAGAAGGCAGGGUGUCCUGUGGGAACCUACCCAUCUCAAUGGCGGCGCUUCACUGAUGACGCCUUGCGCAUGUUUCAGAGGCUUCUCGCUUCCGAGCCGGAAAAACGCUGUGGAGUCAAGGACGUCUUCUGCUUUGUCAAGUACGAGCUUGUCAGCGAGCUCAGGCGCAGAGCAUCUUGCCGAGCCAAGAGAGGUGAGAGGUCAAGCUCUGGAGUGUGUACCGGCAGUUGCACUUCCUCUUCAUCCUCCACUUCAUCACGUUCCUCCCACAGACACCCCGAGCCCUCCACCCCUCCAGGAACGUCCUGCCUGCGUCCGGCACCUCUCAAACGUAGUGUGCUCUCCGACCCUUUGUCUCCCAGAGAGGAGUCUGGACAGCACCAGUCUCCAGGCCGAGACAAGAACAAAAGCCAGAUGGUGAUGGCAACUGCCAUCGAAAUUUGUGUGUGACCAUGCUAAUGUUUGCAGUGUAGACUAGAUGGCUUUUCACAGUACUAACAAGCUGUGAAGAGGUGUUAAUGACUACCACAGAGACUCUAGUGAAAAAGGAGAGGUACUUUAACCAUGAAAGAGAAGCUCAGGAUCACAUCCCCGGCUGUGGAAAUGGACAUCAUCAAUCAGCGGUAUACACUUGGACAGCUUAUCACGGGCACAUGCCGUUUAGGUUUUGAUUUGUGACCAAAGACUACUUCCCAAGCUGAGAAGCCAUGCAGGCAGUGUUUAAGAGUCCGCUGAUGUUGUUCCUCUCAGCAGCUCAUUCUGCCAUCCAGACAUUUGUGUUUCUGCCCAUACACUGUGGUGGUGCUAAUGAUUUGAUAAUUAGAUACUCCAUAAAAACUGAUUCUGUCUUUUCUCACUCAUCACUCUGUGUCUCCCUACUUGUUUUUAUGUUAUGCCUCUUUGAUAGUGUUUAUUUAUCUCAGAAUUAUAAGCUCCGGGGAGGCCAAAACUUCAUCUGUUCAGGUGAUGCUGUUCAUUCGAAGGCCGGUGAUCCGAGGGCAAUCUCCGCAACUGCAUUUGACUGCAUUUCUCAGACCUUCUGCCAACUUCCAGUGCAUAAAAUUUGUCCUAGACUUUUUCAAAAGAAAGUGUUAUAAAGAAAAAAACAAGAAAUCUUAAUGUAGCAGUUUGUAUGAGAUGUCUUUUCAUGUAGGUGUCUAGACUUAGUGAUAGGCGUCAGCUCAGGACACUUCAGUGGGUCACUUCCUGUUUUAUUAUUAACGGAAAUCUAGUGAAUAGCUGGAAGACACAUCUGCCACUUUUAAACUUCUCCCAAUGAGAUUCAUUUCCAACGUAACACAAUAGAACACAGGGAUUGUACAUUUUCUGAGUGAAAAAGGUGGUGAACAAAGAAGAGGAGUCUUUUUAUUGUUUCUUUUCUACCUGCUGUGUUUGUUUGGAUGUGUGUGUUUCAAUGCUAAAGCACAAGACUUUUGUAAAGGUAAAGUGAAAACUAUAUUGUAAAUAAUUUGAUAUUUCUAGGAGUGCAUCGUUAAAUCAGGUAGUUCAACUAUGUAGCGGUACAAAUUUUCUAUGAAAGGGAAAGGUGUUUUAGGGUUUUACAGUUACUGUCGGGGCAAUGCACUGUAUGUAGCAACAAAAUAUGACAGAAUGUACAGUAUAUCACAACAAAUUAAUUAUACAGAAAUAUGAUCUAGAGUCUAUCACAAAGUAUAACAUAGUAGCAGCUGCUGUUCUCUUUUUUCUUAUAUUGUUUUGGGUUUCAUUCAAGUUUUCUUGUCCCAGGUAUGACACACACAUUGGUGAAUAGACAUCACUCAUUUUUGUAUUUUCCUGUCACCAUAACCUUGAGCAACAUCCAUUUCCUGUGUAAAAUCUUCAUGCUUCCUGGUUGUCAAUGAGCACAGCCCAUUCUGUCUUCAUUCAAUCCGUUAAAGCGACUGAGGGCUGGUCGGCACCAAACAAAUUAAUUUCCGAGCAUCACAAAAGGUGUUCAGAUAUUUGAUUAUCAAGGAGAGGCCGACUGCUCAGAAUAUGUUGCUUCACCCCCUAUGCUCACCUUUUAUUAAAUCUUCCUGCCUCUCUCUGGGAGUUCAUCCAACUGUAUCAGUCGAAUAGCAGAGCCCAGGUGUUUAUUGUCUGGAGGGAUGACCUCUGUGUCAGCCAUUGCUGUUCUGAGAGCUGAUGAUUGAUCCUGACUGGCGCACAGCUUCCAAAGAUAUACUGCUAAUUAUUAAAGCGUCUAAAAAGCUCAGUAUGUUCAGUGUGAAUGCUUCAGUGCAUGCUCAUUACCAUUAUUUUUCUUGCUUGAAUUGUGUUACUGUUAUGUCAGUCAGGUGUGUGUGUGUGUGUGUCUCUCUGUCUGUCUGUCUGUCUGUGUGUGUGUGUGUGUGUGUGUGUGUGUGUGUGUGUGUGUGUGUGUGUGUGUGUGUGUGUGUGCGUGAACGUGUGCUUCUUUUCACUUUCCUUAUUUCCCCACUCCUCCCAUGACAGCCCAUCAGCUCUGUCGCUAUAGUGACAGUGCCGGUGCUCCUCUGGUGCGGCUUCUGUCCUCUUCUUGAAAAUCAAGUCUAAUUGAGCCCAAAUGAAACAACUGGUCACCAACCCCCCUCCCAGUCACCCACAGCUCCUCUUGACAGUUGCCUAGCUUAUUAUACUCAAUAACACAUUUCGGCAGAUACACAUUUCCCCUUUUUUUAUGAGCCUGUUCACGAUCGAAGUCUUUAUCCAGUCUCAUCAGGCAUAAUCGAAGCUGUUGAUGGUCCCUAUCAUUUCCCUUGUCUCUCUCCAUCCUCACUCUUGACUCUGCAAAGGUGACCUGACUGAGGCUGAAGACUUGUCAAAGGGAUGUAUUGUAUGUCUCAUAGGAUCUGUCAAAAGGUAAUCCAUCAUUAGAUUGUGGUGGAAUGUGAAUUAGCUCUGCCCUAUAUCUUGCUAUUCUGCCUGUGGGAUAAUGUAGGAUCCAAAUAGUAGAAAAAGACGAUGAUGGUGUGCAUAAGGUAAUAUAAAGUAAGACAACUCAACAUAAUGCAAUUCAAUGUAACUUCAUGCAACAUACUGUAACUUAAUGCAACGCUCCGUUAUAUACGGCAAAACGCAUAAUAACAUGAGCCAAUCAUAACCCGGUGCAACAUAAUGUGAACCAACACAACAUGACAUGACUCCUUUAUAAUAGUAUGUUAUUAUUCUUUAUAAUAUUACUUUAUGUAUUGUUUAUAAUUUAUGUAUACAUGUAGCCCCCAACUUGAUGAGUAAGAGUGUUCUGAUGUGAGCAGCUGUGGCUUUGUUAGACAUCAUCGUCAUCAGCAUCUUUACACUAUUAUCAGUCGUUUCAAUGUGCAAUGUUGUUUCUCAUGGACUGUUAUGGCAGGAAUUGUCAAGUUUAAUGAUGAUGUGUCAAUUUAUAUCAAGUUUUAUUGAAGCUCUAGAGAGUAGCCUUCCGUUGAUCCAAUUUAUUCUGAUCCAAUGAUCAGACUGUUUUCUGCCAGCAAGUGUUGUUGUAGAAUCUUAUGUAAAUACUGAAUGUAUUGUGUCUUUAACAAAACAAAACAAAAAAAAAGAAUCAACAAAAUGUUAAUAUAUGUUGAAAUAAAUUUAUGCACCACA
Dicentrarchus labrax (European seabass) is the source of this 5087-nucleotide messenger RNA. It is a transcript of the gene sbk1, whose product is annotated as SH3 domain binding kinase 1. Lineage: Eukaryota; Metazoa; Chordata; Actinopteri; Moronidae. Gene Ontology annotation, molecular function: ATP binding; protein serine/threonine kinase activity. The transcript has 4 exons. Gene Ontology annotation, biological process: peptidyl-threonine phosphorylation; peptidyl-serine phosphorylation. The record is from RefSeq and is a predicted model, not a curated record. The coding region runs from base 660 to 1970 and encodes 436 amino acids.